GACCGCGCCCCUUUUAGGGAACGCGCACGGCAGCCUACCACCUUCCUGCUGUCACUGUGCACAGACAUGGCUGCUCUCAGCAAAAUACCGCAUAACUGCUACGAAAUCGGCCACACUUGGAGCCCGUCGUGUGUGCAGUCUGCUGCCGAUGUGACUAGGAGUGCUCUGGAGGUGUCCUUUAAAAUAUACGCGCCUCUUUACCUGAUAGCAGCAGUUCUAAGGAGAAGGAAGAAGGAUUACUACUUAAAAAGGCUUAUCCCAGAGAUCUUUUGGUCUACCUCUUUCCUGACUACCAAUGGGGGUCUCUUCAUCGUUUUCUUCUGCAUUCUCAGGAGACUUUUGGGAGGCUUCUACUCCUGGUCUGUUGGGUUUGGCUCAGCACUGCCAGCCUCUUAUAUUGCCAUCCUGCUGGAGCGCAAGAGCAGGAGAGGGCUGCUGACAAUAUACAUGGCAAAUCUUGCCACUGAGACUUUGUUUCGCAUGGCAGUGACACGAGGUGUCGUCAAACCCAUUAAACAUGGCGAGGUGCUGUUGUUCUGCAUUACUUCAUCACUCUUUAUGUUCUUCUUCAGAAGUAAAGAUGGUCUCAAAGGCUUUGCAUUCUCCGCAUUGAAAUUCAUCAUUGGGAAAGAAGAGAUCCCAACACACUCUGUGCUGGCUGAUGAUUCACAGCCAUCAGCAGAAAGGCCUGACUCUAGAAGAAAGACUCUUCUAUCCUCCACCAGGAAACUGCUCGAAUCGAUAUGCAAACGGGGACCAAGACACAGAUGUUGCAAACAUUAUAAUGACAACUGCAUAUCCUACUGUGUCAAAGGUUUUGUCAGGAUGUUCAGUGUUGGCUACGUGAUUCAGUGUUUACUUAAAGUGCCAUCAGCAUUCAGACAGAUGUUUUCGAAACCCUCCCGGCUUCCCUCCCUCUUCUACAACAAAGAGAACUUCCAACUCGGGGUUUUUCUAGGCUCCUUCGUCAGUAUCUAUAAGGGAACAAGCUGCUUGCUGCGCUGGAUGCGUAACAUUGAUGAUGAACUCCAUGCGCUUAUAGCUGGCUUCCUGGCUGGAGUUUCAAUGUUCUUCUACAAAAGCACAACAAUAUCCAUGUAUCUCUUUUCUAAGCUGGUGGAGACUAUCUACUUCAAGGGCAUUGAGGCUGGCCGGUUGCCUUACAUUCCACAUGCAGACACAAUCAUAUAUGCCAUCUCCACUGCGAUCUGCUUCCAUGCUGCUGUGAUGGAAGUGCAGAACCUCAGGCCAACUUACUGGAAGUUCCUGCUGCGUUUAACCCAGGGCAGGUUUGCUCUGAUGAACCGACAGGUGCUAGACAUGUUUGGGACUCAGGCUUCCAGAGACUUUAAAGGCUUUGUGCCCAAACUGGACCCCCGUUACACCACGGUGCCCAGCAAGACAGUGCUUCUACCGGGAGGUGACAUCCAACUUGGAUGAUUUGGGACCAACAGAUUGACUUUGGUUACCUCAACAUGAAACUAACAGCCUGGUUGUUCUCUCUGAGGAACUUAAGGGUAUUUUGUUUUUCUUUUAAAGGUGUGAUGCUGCAGAAGUAGUGAUGUGUUAUGAAAAAGAUAUGCUUUGGAUUGCACCCAAGUUCAAAACAGGGUUUCUUGAGGGUUAAUUGUUGAGCUGUAGAAGCUCACUUACUGACAAAGACUGAACUUUACAGGUCACUUGUUUGAAAAAAGUGAAACGUACAAUUUCAUUUUAGCUCUGUCAUUUUUGUCAAAAUUGACAUGGACAUUAAUAAAAAGAUUUGUUAGUCCUAAUGAAAAUGAAAAACAACGUAAAUGAUCUGAAUGAACAACAGAUUUUGCUAGAUUGUCAGUUUGUAUUUGACACGACGUAGUGAUCGAACAGCUGGGACAGUUCCUUCAAUAACAAAAUGCUUUUGAAAAUAAAAAUGAUUGGGUGUGUUUCAACCACAUUCUUUUUAUCCUUUAAACACAAUCUGGAUUUUUGGCAAGUUACCUUUCAGUUUGCUCUGAUUUUUGUGCUGUUUGAGUGGUUGUAUUCACAGAGAUUAAACCUCACAACUCCUGUUGGAGUAGCCACAACGAUGUGUUUUGACACUGAUUUAAAAGCAGGAAGAACGUGGGAAGAAUUUUACACCCUGAUCUUUUCUGAAUGUGUGUUUAAAGGCAGGGAGACAUAUAAUAAUGUAGCCUUAUUCAAUCAGUUAUCCAUAGUAGCAGUGGGAGUUUUAUGUAGAUCCUCCAAUACAAAACACAGAGGUACCAUUUUAGCCAGAUGGUUAAACUACAGUAGAUAGUAUUUAUUUCAAUUAAUUUAUCCACCUUAAGAGAUACUUGGCAAUUUUAGGAGUUAUUUGUGGUCAAAUUGAUGUAGUAAUAAAUCUCACUGCAAUUGACAUUUACUAAAAGUCACAGGUGGAAAAUAAAUCCAUUCACACUGACAGCGUUAAUUGACGCUGAGUAAGUUCACUUGUGAAUUGCACUGAGACUCUUUGCUUGCACGUAAGAAACCAAAUUAUUAGUUCAGUUGUUGUAGGGAGGGAAAUGAACACAUGCAGUGUGAUCACUUUAAACUUGUUUGGAAUGUGCAAAUUGUCUAUGAACACACCUCUGCCUCAUAUUUUAAAAGGUGGGGUUAUUUAAAUGUAUUGAAUGUUACAUGUAAUUAUGCUACAGUCUAAAGAGAUUAUUUGUUCAGUGCACUGACUAUUGCAGUUAGCUUUGCAGUGAUUGUAAGUUUGACUCGGUUUAAUAAGUUUGGGUACUUGGAUUUACAUCCUCAGGCUCUGCAUUGAGAAUUUUAAUCUAAAUUUACUGGAAAUUCCAAGUUGAACCCUGUCACUAAAAUUCCACUUUGAUCAACUGUGUAAACUGACGAAUUUGGAGCAUUUCCUUAAGGCUGCUGUGUUCUGUGAAUAAAAAGAAACACUCAGCUCAAU
Molecule: messenger RNA, 2920 nt
Organism: Haplochromis burtoni (Burton's mouthbrooder)
Lineage: Eukaryota; Metazoa; Chordata; Actinopteri; Cichliformes; Cichlidae
Gene: tmem135
Product: transmembrane protein 135
Exons: 15
Coding region: 67-1440 (457 amino acids)
Source: RefSeq, a predicted model, not a curated record